This is a messenger RNA of Macrobrachium nipponense, 4362 nucleotides long. RefSeq names its product isoleucine--tRNA ligase, mitochondrial-like. The record is from RefSeq and is a predicted model, not a curated record. Gene Ontology annotation, cellular component: mitochondrion. Gene Ontology annotation, biological process: mitochondrial translation; isoleucyl-tRNA aminoacylation. Gene Ontology annotation, molecular function: tRNA binding; aminoacyl-tRNA deacylase activity; isoleucine-tRNA ligase activity. NCBI's taxonomy places the organism in Eukaryota, Metazoa, Arthropoda, Malacostraca, Decapoda, Palaemonidae.
CAAAAUCCUUUGCAGAAGCAGCUAUACUAACACAGAAAUUGGCAUUUGAACGCUGGGGAAUUAUGGCUGAUUGGAAUAAUGUUUAUUGUACAUUUGAUCCUGAAUAUGUUUAUAAACAACUCCAUUUAUUUGCCGACCUAUAUGAAAAGGGAUAUAUUUACCAGUCCUACAAGCCUGUUUAUUUCUCACCAUCUUCAAGAACUUCUUUGGCUGAAGCUGAACUUGAAUAUGUACCUGAUCACUGCAGCCCGUCACUAUAUGUGGCCCUUCUUGCAAGUAAUCUUCCUAGUGCUAUACAGGAAAUUCUGAGUGAGAAUGGAAAUCCUAAUGUUUAUCUGGCAAUAUGGACAACAACCCCCUGGACACUUCCAGCAAAUGAAGCCAUAUGCUUUUCCAUGGAUGAGCAAUAUUCCUUAAUUAGGUUGACUGUUAAUCAACAGACUAUGUAUCUCAUAUGGGCAAAAGAUCUAUUGAAGGAACUGCAACAAUUUGCUUCAGAUUUAACUGAGAUUUGUUGCAUUAAAGGUUCGUUGCUUGCUGGUGUUACGUAUCGUCAUCCUCUCUCUGAAAGGCAGUGUCGAUGCCUUCCUGGUGAGCAUGUCACAGUAACUAAGGGCACUGGGUUAGUUCAUACUGCUCCUGCCCAUGGUCAUGAAGAUUUUCUUGUGGCAUUGCAACAUAAGAUAUCAGUGGAAUGCAAAAUUAAUCAACAAGGAUGUUAUGAAUCUGACUUUGGGCAAGAAUUAGAAGGAAAGAAUGUUUUAAUAGAUGCCAAUGAAGCAGUUACUGAGUUACUUAGUAAGUCUGAUGGUUGUGGAGGACCUUCUAUAAUUCUGAAUCAGGGAACGUUCAUUCAUUCUUAUCCCUAUGAUUGGCGUACAAAGAAGCCUGUUAUUAUUCGUGCCUCAAAGCAGUGGUUUAUUGAUACAGAUGAACUGAAAGAUAAUGCUUUGGAAGCCUUAAAAGAAGUUCAGAUAUACCCAAAAGACAUUCAGUCAGGGAUGGAAGGAAUGCUGAAAAGGAGGCCUUAUUGGUGUAUAUCAAGGCAGCGUGUAUGGGGAUGCCCCAUUCCUGUCUUCUAUGAUGCCACAUCCGAUGAGCCUGUUACAAGCAGGGAAAUAAUUGAACACAUAGUAAACUUGAUGAAAGAGAAGGGUGCUGAUAUUUGGUGGGAACUGUCUGAGGAAGAGCUCUUGCCACCAACUUUAGUGAAGCAGUACCAGGUAGAAGGAAAAAAAUUACCUAGAAAAGGAUCUGAUAUUCUUGAUAUUUGGUUUGACUCUGGUUCUUCAUGGUACAGUGUUUUGGGAAGUCCAUCAGCAGAUUUAUAUCUUGAAGGAAUCGACCAGUUUACAGGAUGGUUUCAGUCAUCUCUCUUAACUUCUGUGGCAAUAACAGGAAAAGCCCCAUACAGAAAUUUGUAUGUCCAUGGCUUCACUUUAGAUGAAGAAGGAAAGAAAAUGAGCAAGUCUCUUGGAAAUGUUGUUGACCCACAUGUCAUUACUGAUGGUGGUAAAAAUCAUCAGAAAGAUCCAGUGUAUGGUGCUGAUGUGUUGAGAUGGUGGGUCGCUGGACAUGUUACCAAUACUAAUAUGGUGAAGGUUGGAAAGAAUAUUUUAGACUCCUGCAGUAAGCAAGUGCAGAAAGUGAGGUUGACAUUGAGAUUUCUAUUAUCAGCCUUGGGUGAUUAUCAGCCUAGUCAACAUAGUCUUCCUGUUAGUGCCCUUAGACCUGUGGAUCAGUACAUGCUUCAUCUUCUUCAUAAUCACAUUGAAAAAGUAUGGGAGAACUACAACCAGUUUCAUUAUCACAAAGUAGUGAGCAGCUCUGUUGCAUUUAUCAAUGCUGACGUAUCUUCUUUUUAUAUAAAUCUAGUUCGAGACAGGCUUUAUUGCGAGUCUCGGUGGAGUCCCAAAAGGAUUUCUGCAUUAGUUGUAUUGCAGAACUUAUUAAAUCACUUGCUAUUCACAUUGGGACCAAUAUUACCACAUCUGACUGAAGAAAUUACCCUACACCAUCCUGUAAAAAAAGGUUCUAGUGUCUUUCAUCAGCAAACCUCUGGUGCUCCUAAGGCUUGGGAGCAACCUCAUCUGGCCAGCAUAGUUGAAGAGUGCUUGAAUAUCAAAAAAGAGAUCUAUCACCAGCAUCCUGAUAUGAUCCCUUUCAGUAUGGAACUUCACAUAACAGCUGGGGGCAAGAGUUUGAAUUCAUUGAAGGUAAUGCAGACUAGUGAAGAUUCACAGGAUUCUGGCCUUUGUGAACUAAUGCAGGCUGCAAGAGUUGUUCUUUUGGAGGAUGUCAAUGAAGCAUUAUCUUUCCAAGUAUGUGUUCCAGAAAACAGCAAAUGUUUGCGAUGUAGAAAAGUAACUGCCAGAACUAAAGAAGACCUUUGUAUACGUUGUCAAGAUGUGAUUUCAUCUGGCUGGUGAUGUUAAAUAAUUCAUGAAAUGUAAGUUCAUUUGUUUCACUAUCAUUCUGAACCUAGUAGUCUUUGGUGAUAGUAUAUAUUCUGUGUAAAUACAGUAGUACCUGUAUUUUUUUUUGUCAUAAAGUGCUGGGAAUGGCUGCUGCUUGAUCAUCAGUAAUGUCAUACAGUAACUUCUCACCUCAUGUUUUACUGUGACGGGAAUGGCAUACCAGUUUUAAUCAUUCUUUACCAUCUUUGGGUGGAUAUUUAUGGAAAUAUUUAUCAUUUAUUGUGGUAGUAAUGAUCUUAUUCUGUAAUGUUAUGUGUUCAAAGAAAAUAUUCUUGAUUGGAUAUGCACUUUAAAUUGCAAAUAGUGCAGUACAGGUGGACCUUCACUAAUCCAACACCAUAACACCAAUGCAACUCUUAGUAUUACUUCAUUACUGAAAAUAAAUUUUGAGUUGCACUUGGAUUACCUCCAAACAAUAGGUAACCACCUCAUCAUACUUCAAAAUAUCAUUUACUAUUUAUGUAUGCCUGUAAUUUCUAUUUAACAUUGCAAAAUGUUUAACCAGCCACACCUCUCCUUCCAUUACAAUUUUAUUAUAUGUUCCAUGUUAAAUGUGAGUCUUGAUCAGAUCGUUUGACUAUAUUUCACAUAUCAAAGUAAAUGUGAAGCUUAUGAUAUUUGAAACACCUUAGGCUGUUACUUACGAUCUUUUUUUUUUUUAUUCUUAAACAACAAGAAAAAAAUAUGUAACUGCUGUACAAGCCACAAAAGAAUGGGCUAUGAUAUGCUCACACAUUGCAGUUAUUGGUUAUAAAAAAGUUUUUAACAUUAAAAUAUCACAGAGUAUCAUUAAGUGAAUCAAAAAGUUACUUUAAUGAUGAAAAAUAAUAAUUGAAGGAACAUGAGUUUUAUUUAUUACUACAAUUGCACAAAUAGCUUCAAAACAUAGAGCUACAAUUCAUUGCUUGUAGAGUGGUACCUCAACAUUAGAUUUCAUUACUUAAUGGAAUACUUUGUUAAGUACACUAGAUUUAUCAGAUGCAGAAACAAACAUACAUAGCAGUUCUUAGAUAACUGAAUAUAAUCUGUUAAGCAUUCUUGAUUUUUUUAAGGUUAAACAAACAUGCCUGCCAUACAAUAUGGAGAAAUCUUUUUGAUCAUAAAUGCAAAGGAAUGAGAAGUUUGCAUUCCUUGUUCCUCAGGUCCACUAACACUGGGAAGCCUCUUCUAAAUAGAGUGCUGAACUGAAGCUACACUCUCCAUCCAGGAAAGUGAUGGAAGCAUCAGUUCAGCAGACUGUGGAAAAUGAUGGGGUGCUUCCUUCCUUUCAUCUAGGCCAAUGCUUCGUUCUUUUAAUCUUGAACACUACUAACAUUUGGUAUCUUGUGUUUCACCAUGUACCCCACCAUGUCAAAAGCUUGAUAUGUACUUCUCUAUAGAAUCUGAAAUUGACUGUCAUGCCAAAGGGAUCCUGACUCUGGGGAAAGAACUCUACUCUUAAAUGGUUCCAUGACCUGAAUUCCUAUGGAGGAGUAUCCUCAGGAGGAAGAAGAGUCCAUGGGGGAACAUCAGUCUCACUUCCUCCCCAUACCAGGGAUUUUGCUACUGGAGCAGUUGGUCAUUGAAGGACUGCACUAUUACUUCCGAGACUCCUCACAGUAGCUCUCAUUGCGUAGUCCAGCUUGUCCGCGGAAGCAACUUGCUUUCAUGAAGUCAUCUAAUUGGAACUUAUUUCAGUCCAACAAGGGCACCAAGUCUGAAAAGACCUUUAAAGGCAGCAACUCUCUUUUUUCAUUGCAUUGUUCAGCUGUACAUAUAGCGCUGUUUGAAGAGUAAGAUCCCAAGUUUGUUUAAAAGAAGAAAGUGGUCUGUUACCAUGGGAUAAUCAGGAAAUAAGUUAGACAUUUAUUUUUUAAUACAUAACUGAAAGUUAUCCCUUUGUUGG